This is a messenger RNA of Trematomus bernacchii (emerald rockcod), 2282 nucleotides long. Its product is annotated as opioid growth factor receptor-like. Gene Ontology annotation, cellular component: membrane. Lineage: Eukaryota; Metazoa; Chordata; Actinopteri; Perciformes; Nototheniidae. The transcript is spliced from 8 exons. The coding region runs from base 244 to 1524 and encodes 426 amino acids. The record is from RefSeq and is a predicted model, not a curated record. Gene Ontology annotation, molecular function: opioid growth factor receptor activity.
UCAUCACUCCAGCAUGUUUCUGAUUGGAGGAAUAAGAUUUGUUGCAACUGUCCAGUCUCCCCUACAUUCAAAUGAUAUUUUCCAGAUCAGCUUUCUCAGCAAUACGUAUUUGUUCAUUUUACUUGAGCCAUUUAACCCUGAUAGCAGCCUGAGCCGGGAGGUGGAGUUGGUGUGUGUUGGUGACAGUAGAAGUUGGGAGAAAGUGAAAGCGAAACAGACUUACAUGUCAUGUCAUAAGGAGACAUGAGGCCCCUGCCAGUGCUGUUGUGUCGACUUGUGGAGGGGAUUAUGGCCUCCUUCAACGACAACGGAGGUUAUUCUGUGUUUGAGUGUUUUUUACGCUCUCCUGGUAUCAUCUGGCGCUGUAUGAGAAGACUUUGUAGGAUAAUAGUCAACGCAUUGAUACCGAUAAACUGGCGAUCUAAUUGCGGAAGCCCGUUAGAGCCUGAAACAAACUCCGAAGUCAACUUUCCAGCGAGUAGUUCCCCCAAAGAUGUGGAGCAGUCCCGCGGUAAUGGUCCACCGAAGAGGGCCGCCGACUACAACCGAGAUCUGACCCCCAAGGAGCGGCAGGGGUUUGACCGAAGCGUCCCGGAGUCUGAAGAAGUUGUUGCGCAGUUAACCGAAGAUGAAGAUGAGUCUGAGGAAGAUGGUGGAGAGUUUCGCGUUGAUUCCUCAGAUGAGUUUUACUGUGGCUAUGACUCCACCUGGGAGACAGAGGACCAGGAGCCGAGAUGCAGCGGGACAAGGCGACCUGCAGCCGGGCAUUACAAGUUCAGCAGGUUUGAGAAUGCCGCAAAAGACAUGCAGAACUACAGGCAUGACUACCCUUCUCUGAGCAAGAUGUCACGCUGGAAUGAGUCGGAUGACCAGCCUAAUCUGAAGUUUCACCUCGGGCUGAUGCGUUCUGUACCUGACGAUGCUUUCAUAAAGGAUUUCCACAAUGAAUGGUAUAGAGAUUAUAAUAGACUGGAGAGUGAACACUCCUACAUUCAAUGGUUGUUCCCACUGCAGGAACCAGGGGUGAACUAUCAGGCAAGAACACUGACGAAAGACGAAAUCAAGGACAUUUGUCAAAGCAGCCUGGCAUUGGAGAAUCUGUUGGAGUCCUAUAAGCUCAUGUUGGACUUCUAUGGUAUCGAGUUGCUUAAUGAGCAAACAGGAGAAUUGACGAGAGCGCUGAACUGGAAAGCAAGAUUCAACAACCUUAACAGUCACACUCACAACAACCUGCGCAUCACCCGCAUCCUGAAGUGCCUGGGAACCCUGGGGUACCCUCACUACCAAGCCCCCCUGGUGCACUUCUUCCUGAAGGAGACCCUCGUCAACAGAGAGCUGCCACAAAUCAAGGAUAGUGUUCUCAGCUACUUUGUGUUUGCGGUCCUCGAUAAGAGACAACGUAGGAAUCUCAUCAAGUUCGCCUAUUUGAACUAUGACCGUAAAGACGAGUUUGUGUGGUGCCCAAAGAAAAUUCAAAUGAUGUGGUCACGGGAGUCAGUGUCUCGGCAAAAAACAUACUUAUGAUCUUCACAUCCAUCCCUUGAGUAUGGUGAACGAAUAGGAAACCAAAGAAAAUUAAGCUCUUAAAAGUAUUUUCUGUCAAUGUUCCCCAAAUUCAAUCUACAUACUUAGGUUUACAAUACUCUAUAGUAUGCGACUACAUACUAAUGCGGAGAACUGAAUGUAAUAAACAUAUCAUCACACAUUCAGGAAUGCAUUUAAGGAAAUAUUAAGAAUUAGUAUGCAGUUUGUUUUGAGUAUACUGUAAACACACUGCGUACUAAAAGCAAGCUUAAGAUCAGAAUGUAAAAUAUUUAGCCAUGAUACUAUUACUAUUUUUGUUUCAUUAAAUGUUAUUCUUAUACGGGUUUUUAUAAAGAAAGCCGUUUUAAAACUGGGUGAAACUGUUUAAAUCAGCAAGUGCAAUUGAAUCUUAAGUGCCUAUGAUUCAGAAGUAGUGAAAAUAUUUUGUCACUAAACCUGAAAUGUUUAUCCAACUUAUAACCUGAACUCUAUUGUAAUUUCUAAUACAUUGUAUUCACUUAUUUACCGUAGUUCUUCCUUGCAUUUAUUUCAUAUUAUUAAACUAGCAUUACACACACACGCGUUUAGCUUCACAGAUUAUGGCAAACAAAGUCAAACACUGGUGUUCUUAAAGAAAAGGAUAUAUUACGUUACGUUGGUGAAGUAUAUUAAAGCAUUUAAGGGACCCAAUGGAGUGUUUCUUUCCUUAGUUUUGGUUCAUGUAAAUUACAAAUAAAUGUAUCCUACAGAUAUUCCCA